Messenger RNA from Pipistrellus nathusii (Nathusius's pipistrelle), 486 nucleotides. The record is from the annotation of a GenBank genome assembly. Lineage: Eukaryota; Metazoa; Chordata; Mammalia; Chiroptera; Vespertilionidae.
AUGGACCAAGAAACCUUGGGCGAUAUUGUCCUGUUGGUCAUUGUCACCCUCAUUAGCGUGGUCCAGAACGGAUUCUUCGCCCACAAAGUGGAGCACGAAAGCAGGACCCACCCUGGGCGGAGCUUCCAGAGGACAGGGACACUUGCCUUUGAGCGAGUCUAUACUGCCAACCAAAACUGUGUCGAUGCAUACCCCACUUUUCUUGUCGUGCUCUGGAGUGCCGGGCUACUGUGCAGCCAAGUUCCUGCUGCCUUUGCUGGGCUGAUGUACCUGUUCGUGAGGCAAAAGUACUUUGUUGGCUACCUAGGAGAAAGAACUCAGAGCACACCUGGCUACAUAUUUGGGAAGCGUAUCAUAUUGUUCCUGUUUCUCAUGUCCCUUGCUGGCAUAUUCAACCAUUACCUCAUCCUAAUUUUUGGAAGUGACUUUGAAAACUACAUAAAGACGAUCACCACCACCAUCUCCCCUCUGCUUCUCAUUCCCUAA